Messenger RNA from Ictalurus punctatus (channel catfish), 1020 nucleotides. RefSeq names its product family with sequence similarity 240 member A (gene fam240a). Bases 191 to 424 code for a protein of 77 amino acids. The transcript is spliced from 3 exons. The record is from RefSeq and is a predicted model, not a curated record. NCBI's taxonomy places the organism in Eukaryota, Metazoa, Chordata, Actinopteri, Siluriformes, Ictaluridae.
GCUAAACUACGUGUCAAUGGAUGUAACACACUGCACACUGGGAAUUGUUGCACGAUUCCACUGAGGCGUCCAAACCUAUCUCAACCAUUUCAAUCCUUUGCACAGUUGAUUCCCUGCACAGUCAAUACAUAUACUUCUCUGGGCAAAGAGCUUAAAAGUGCCUUAGGAGUGCAAGAGCUCUAAAUUGGACAUGAAUGCAGCACUAAUCCAUGACAAAGUAUUUAUCAAAACUUUCUGGGAGAAAAGAAUUACAAAUCACUCCCAGAUGACAGAGGAUGAGGAAUUAAGGAUGAAGAACAGUGCUCUGACAAAGCUCCGUGAUGAAUGGCUAAUAAGACUUGAGUGUCAAAGAAAAAAUAUCAAGAACUUCAAUAACAGACAUGCCACAAUGUCAACAGAGGUCAAGCAGACUGAUCAGGAAUAAUUUAAGACGAGCUUCCCCAUACAAAUAACUUGGGAUUUGGAGAUGGAGAAGAUAAAAUAAUUUAAAAUAAAAAUAAAUGUUAAUAUAUAAAAUGUUAAGUACGUAUUAUUCAUUUAAUAUUUAUGUAUGUCAUUAUGUAUUUGUUUUUAAUUCGUGCAUUCUUUAUCAUAUAGUUUAUUCAUUUAUUUUCUUUUUCCGAUUUCCUUGUGCAAAUGAGGGGCUGUCAAUCAAACUUGUCACAUUGUCAUCUGAUUCCACAGACAGUCCGUACAUGCCUGGCUUUAACACUGGCUGUUUAGAAUAAGGAAUAUACAGUACAGUCUAUAUAAAGGUAUGCACAGUCUGUGCUUUGAAUACACUAGUAUACAAGCAGCUGCACUAUCCAUCUUGACAAUAUAUCUGUGGCUCAUGGCUUUAUUUAAAUAGCAUUCUGAAUAAAUUGACAACAUUAUGUAUUACAGUUUUACAUAAUAAUGUGUAUAUGAUUUAACAAAUUUUACUCAGACUUUAUUUAAAAGUUUGUGCAACUUAUAUUUCUGACUAAAAUUUUUCUACUUAAACUGUUUUCAGAUAUGUAAAAAUGUAUGGUUAAUUUG